AUGGUUGUGGCAUUCUGUGAUCGUUUAGGAUGGGUAUAUAUGAAAAGUUUGUUGGACGGUUUUUCGGAACGUAUAGCAUUUGGUGUGAAAAAAAAUUUAACAGAAUUAGUACGAAUAUCUGGUAUAGAUGCUGGUCGAGCUCGAGCUUUUCAUGCAGCAAAUAUAACAACUAUCGCAGUGUUAGCAAAAUCGUCAAUUCAACAGGUUGCAAAGAUUCUAAGAUCAGCUGUUCCAUUCAUAAGGGAACUUGGGAUAUUUUCUGAAAAGCAGAUAUCUCUAAUGCUGGAAAAAGGCGGCCAGAAAGAAGUGGAUGAUAUGGCAGCUGCAGAAACAAGUCUGGUUAAAUCGUUUCUUAAAUUGCCUACGUCUACGGUGGAAUCAUCGUUUCAUGAUUUGUUUGAUAGAACCUUAGGAGAGGAAGAAAAACUAACUGAAAAAAAUAGCCAGAAAACUGAAUUUUCCAACGAACAAACGGCAGGUGAGCAAAAUUACAGUAUCUGCCGUUGCAACGGUGAGCCGGCGGUGGACAGACAUGCGCGAACGACGAAAGUUGAACAAACCGAUUAUUCAAAGGUCGAUCGUGUAAUCGGUAUAACGGAAAAAAUGCGUCUUUUCUCUUUGUCGCCGAUUCGCAGUAGGCAUGCUGAGGUUAACCAACCAACCUUUAUUCCACAUUGUUCGGAAGAGGCAAACCAUCUUAAUGGAGUGGAAUCUGUGGGACAAUUGGGAAAUUUAGAAAAAUUUGUUAAUGUGCAUCGAAUGUCCAAAUCACCUGAAAAAACGCCUAUUAAUAGUACUGUGACAUCAGUUUCAUCAGCCGUGACGACACAAAGCUCGUAUAGCAAAGAAACAGCGCAGCAGGAAUCGGCUCUUCAUAUUCAUAAUCCAGUAUGUAGUGCAAAUCGCUCCCAUGAUAAACUAUCAGCAACGACACUUAUGAGCGACGGAUGCGCAGUAAAGAAGGAAGACGUUUCCGAAGAACUUUGCGCAACAACGAGUACUGAUCUCGCCGCUAUCAGUUGGCAAACAGUUUCUCCAUUUCUGAAUUGCGAAAGACAAAAAAAGGCGGUUUCUGAGGCUUUGAAUAACCCAGAAGUAUUAGCCGGCAGUUUGAACAAAGCUGGUAAAGAUGUAAAGAGUAAAUUUUCUGAAACAGCCUCAGAUUCUUUCCUUGCAGCUGUCAGCAGUCAGGAUGUUUUUUCACUUCUCAGUUGCUGUAAUGACAAAACCUCAACAAGUAUAAAGAAGCAACUUAGCGAUAUAGUUGAAUCGCCAGAUGAGACAUCUAGCGAUUCAUUUCUUCGCUCUGUAUGUACACAAGUUGAGAGUCAUGUAAUUGGUCAACUGGCAGGUUCCGCAGCUGAAGCUUCUAUUUCCGACUCACCUUUGGGAUCAGCCUUAGAGCAACGUAAAGGAAAAGUAGCUCCACAUCAAGAAAGCCGUCAGAAUUCCCCUAAUAUUUUAGACAAAAGUCGUGAUUUGUUUGACUCUUUCUACUCAUCUCCUGUAGCUGAUACUAAAACGCAUGAUACACAUUCUUCUCCUUUUAUCGCUACCUCUACAGUUGCACCUGGGACAAAACGUAUUCGUUCGCUUAUAGUAACAAGCUCACCGUCUACUCCUAGUAGUCACAGUCCAUUAGUGAAGUGCUCAAAGCACCAGUUGUCUCCAAUUGAAUCUCGGCUUCAGACCGUCAAAAGCACGUCGUCUUUGCCUACACCUGUUUCUAAUGUGAGAAUUCAACUGCCAAAGGAAAUUUUCGAUGCGUGCAGAUCUUACGACGAGUGGAAGGACUUUAAUAUAAAAGUCAAGCGGUGGAAAGAGAUAGGUUUAGCUCUUGCUUAUGGUCCUCUCAACAAUCGUAACUGUCAAUCGUUAACUGGAGUAGCUGUGUGCCCUCUGAGUGGUUCGCCAGUGUAUAUUGACCUAAAUAAUUCGCCGAUAUAUGGUGGCGAAGGAGAAGAAGAACUGUACCCAAGUUUCACUCCGUUAGAUUCAAUACCCGUAUGUGAACGAAUUGCGCUUAUUGAAACUGUUAUUUGUUCUUCACAGACUAAAUACAUAAAACGUGAAAUGUCGACUUUGGAAUCAAAGGGCAGCGAAAUUGCUGGUGUCUCUUUCAACUUUGACUCGCCGUCUGAAAUUGCAGAUGUUCUAUUUGUUCGUUUGAAGUUACCUCCAGUUACGGGUGCAUCGAGAGCAGCUAAAAGGCAUUAUUCGACGAAUAAAACUGUCUUGCAGAAAUUAGCAUCUGAAUAUGAGAUAGCAGAUACAAUAUUGAAGUGGCGUCGGAUGAACACAGCCCUUUCGAUGUCUCUUAACACAAUUAUUAAAUUCUGUUUGGAUGACGGUCGAAUUCAUGCGAUUUUUACACCGUACACAGUCACCGGAAGAGUUCAGUCCACUCAUCCAAAUGUUCAAAAUGUUCAGAAGAACGAAGUUUUUAAUGGACUUUCUAUACGUUCAUUAUUUGCCGCUCCACGUGGUCGUAUUUUGGUUGCUGCAGACUACUGCCAGCUUGAAAUGCGAGUUUUAACUCAUUUUACAUGCGAUAAGAAGCUUGUUGAACUGUUUCUUUCCGGUGGAGACUUCUUUCAAAAAAUGACAGACCAGUGGAACGGAAAUUCUUGUUUGCCCAUUAAAGUUGACAGGCAGAAAGUCAAGCAGUUGUGUUACGGACUGAUCUACGGUAUGGGAGCCGGUAGUCUCGGCGAACAACUAGAAAUAACAAAAACUGAAGCCCGAAAUAUGAUCGAAGUUUUCUUUAAACAGUUCCCAAAAGUCCGCUCUUGGAUUGACAAAACUGUCGAAGACUGUCAUCGGAAAAAAAGUGUGCUUACAUUGUUUGGCAGGAAAUUAUGUUGUCAUGGUGCUGGUCAAGGCGACCAAGCUGCAGAAGCCAAAGUCGGUCGAAAAGCUGUCAACUACUUGAUACAGGGAACAGCUUCUGAAAUUUUCAAAAGCGCUCUGGUCAGUAUGGAGGAAGCUCUGAAAAGUAAAAAUGCAAAACUGGUGAUGCAAGUCCACGAUGAAGUGAUUGUGGAAACGACAAAUGAAGACCUCGAGGAGGUUAUUAGGGUAAUCAAAAUUUGCAUGUGCACUGCUCCACCAGGUUUCACCGCUCCAUUGGCCGUAAAAAUCUCUACUGGGCACUCCUGGGGAGAACUGCGUGAAUUUUGUCUCUCAGGCCAAACUGUAUGCUCAUAG
Messenger RNA from Enterobius vermicularis (human pinworm), 3207 nucleotides. NCBI's taxonomy places the organism in Eukaryota, Metazoa, Nematoda, Chromadorea, Rhabditida, Oxyuridae. The record is from the annotation of a GenBank genome assembly.